UAGACGCUGUGAGGCGGUCCUGACCAAGAUUCUAAAAAAAGCUGUCAGUCAUUAGUUAGUUUUGUUGUAUUUUUUGUAAAACUAUUUGGGGAUAUUAAAUUCUGUCUAAAACUAUGGCUUCUUCGGAUGUUGCUCGGCAGCCGGAUAAAGGAGUCCGGCCCCUGUCCUUGGCAGGCCAUGUGGGGUUUGACAGCCUUCCAGAUCAGCUUGUCAACAAGUCCAUCUGCCAGGGCUUCUGCUUUAAUAUUCUCUGCAUUGGUGAGACCGGUAUCGGCAAGUCUACUCUGAUGGACACUCUAUUCAAUACCAACUUUGAGAACUUUGAGUCAUCCCACUUUGAGCCUCAGGUGAAGCUGCGGGCCCAGACCUAUGACCUGCAGGAGAGUAACGUCAGAUUACGCCUCACUGUGGUCAACACUGUGGGCUUCGGAGACCAAAUGAACAAACAAGAGAGCUAUCAGCCGGUGGUGGACUACAUUGACAGGCAAUUUGAGAGUUAUCUGCAGGAGGAGCUAAAAAUCAAGCGGUCUCUUCACAACUACCAUGACUCGCGAGUCCACGCCUGCCUUUACUUCAUCUCCCCCUCAGGUCAUUCACUCAAAUCUCUGGACCUGGUCACCAUGAAGAAACUAGACAGCAAGGUGAACAUCAUCCCAGUGAUUGCCAAAGCUGACACCAUCAGUAAGAGUGAGCUGCAUAAGUUCAAGAUCAAAAUCAUGAGUGAGCUGGUCAGCAACGGUGUCCAAAUCUACCAGUUCCCCCUGGAUGAUGAGACCGUGGCCAAAGUCAACACUACUAUGAACGGUCAUUUGCCAUUUGCUGUAGUCGGUAGCACAGAGGAAGUCUGCGUUGGCAAUAAGAUGGUUAAGGCUCGUCAGUAUCCCUGGGGUGUUGUACAAGUGGAGAAUGAGAAUCACUGCGACUUUGUGAAGCUGAGAGAGAUGCUGAUUUGUGUAAACAUGGAGGACCUGAGAGAGCAGACACACACUCGCCACUAUGAGCUGUACAGACGCUGCAAACUGGAGGAAAUGGGAUUCAAAGACACAGACCCAGAGUGCAAACCUGUCAGUUUGCAGCAGACUUAUGAGGCCAAGCGUCAGGAGUUCCUUGUGGAGCUGCAGAAGAGAGAGGAUGAAAUGAGGCAGAUGUUUGUGCAGAGGGUGAAGGAGAAGGAGGCCGAGCUGAAGGAGGCUGAGAGAGAGCUGCAGAGCCGUUUUGAGCAGCUGAAGCGCCUCCACGCAGAUGAGAAAGCUGCUUUGGAGGAAAAGAAGAGACUCCUGGACGAGGACCAGAGUUCCUUCAGUAAGAGACGAGCUGCUGCUCAGCUCCUGCAGGCCCAGAGUCUCACCGCCAACGGCAAAAAGGACAAGGACCGCAAGAAUUCUGGCUUUAUGUGAAGACUCUGAAGUACACUCCAUUAUGACCAGUAUAACCAGUGGCAUUCUGUCCACAUCUUUUCCAGCCCUUUGUGGCCAGUCUCAAACACUAACCAGGAAAACCCCACACAAACCAGCAGUGUGUGCAAGUGUGAGUUUGAUUAUGUGCCAAAGUUUAAUGACUGUACCCAAGAACCCUGUGUACACUUUCCUCAAUUGUAUUUUUAAUCUCCUUUGUGGGUUUUAUACCUCUUUGUGUAAUAUUUUAUAUUUAUCCUUUCAUUUUUAUAUAAAACAUUUAUUUUUCAUAUACCUCCCUUUUUUUGCUCAGACUGAGGAUACCUCAGUGGAUUGAUCCUCACCACCUCCACACUAGAAGCUGUACACAGACAUGGAUAGGUACCAAUAAUACAGUUAAUCAGUCACAUUUUAUGUCUGCCAAAUCUUUACUGUAUCAUGAGGGACUCCUCCUUUUAUAAUGAAGCAAACUAGUCUUGUGACCUUCCAAAUAAUCUGUACCAUACAGUAAAUUAUUAUACCGCCCCUUUCAGACAUGCAUUUCCUGGAGUAAGAUUGCCAGCAGUUUUACAUGUUUGUCUCAAAGUUUGAAUUCUGCAAAUGCCCAAGUCUCUUUCAAAAAAAGGUGCAAUGGCAAUCUGUCAGUGUAGAACUUGAAAUUUGCAUAACAUGUCCAAUGCAGCUCAAGUUGUAAUUAAAUGCAGAAUUCAUCUAAAAGAUAAAGAGGGUUACAUUCUUUUAUUUUUAAAUCCACAAAGAAAAUAAAUUCUGUUUAAUAAUCUACAAAUACUGUAAAUGAGAGAAGAGAUUACUGUCAUGUCAAAUAAGUAAUUUUAAGAUACGUUUUCAUUUUGUUUUUCUUUUCAUGACUUCACAAAAGGAGAACAAAAAAAACACAAUAAUCAUAAGUCCUCCUUUUCUGCUUUCAUCCAUACCAGCUACUUAUACCAUGAAAAUCCAGCAAGAUGCUUAGAUACAGCAUGUAAUUUCAACUAUAUUUAAAAAUAAUAAUAUAGGCAGCAGAAUAAUAAUUGAUAAAAUAAAUGAUAAAAAUUUAUCAGGGGAUCUACAGGGUUGGUUACAGUACUGAGAAGUGGGGCCAAGUAGGUCAUUAAUUAAGCUAUAGAGAUUAAUAUUCAACUUCACCUUACUAUUUUUCCUUUUAAUCGCUGUUCUCCAGCAGUGGUGCAACUGCACUGAGAAGGUAUAUAGUGUGUGCAUUGCAGCAUAUGCAGAAAUGUUUGAAAGGCCAAAUAUUCAAUUAAUUUAACAGACAUGUAGCUAAAUCCAGCAAUGUUAGAGAAUCCAUUUCUGCAAAGGGCUCAAGCGGUAUCUGAUAAUUUCUGAAGCUUGAUUUAGCGCAUUCUUCAGAGUUGUUAUAAUUAUGGUCACAGGGCAUUAUAAUUCCUUCUCCUUUUUUUUGUGUAUUAUGUUUUUUUUGGGGUGUAUUCUGAUUUUUGUUUUUGUCACACCUCCUUGAUGCUAUAAGCCUUCAAUAUGAAUGCACCAGCUUUACUAAAACCCUGCAGGAGUGACACUGAUACUCCUGUUGUUGAUUCACUUCUGAACGUUGAACUUCUCCCGUCCAAUCACAGGUUUCUAGGGGGGUGAAGCCAAGGCUUGAUUUUGGAUUAGGUACAUGUUACAGCAUAUAUUUAUAUAUCUUGUGUUUUACUUGCUCCCCUAUUUUUCCUGCUGACACAAACAGUCUGUCUGAAAAGAGCUGACAAACAUGUCAAGUCAGUGUUUGCUGAGGGAGUAAAGGAAGAGGAGGAGGAUGCAUUUGUGAUUAUAUUUUAAGCAAUUUUUUUUAUUCACUUCUCCCUGGUGUUUCACACCUCGUAGCCUUUUACAGUACAGAGUAAAUCAUGACACUGUGUUGCUGGUUUCCAGUACAAGUGUGAUAUCUGAACCAACAUUUACUCACAAAUGCUGCCACUUUAUAUUCACACUAGAGCUUAAGAUGUGUUAGUGCCUUACCUGUGUGAAGUUUAUACACUAUCCACUUGGACAUCCAGGGAAACACACCGAUGCCUAAUGGACUAAAGCCUGUCUGAGACCCAUUUGUACUACACUUGUAUUUAAGGAAUAAACAGUGUUAUUUGGGAGCUUUUUUCCUUCUUUCUAAAUAAAUCUUUGUAUUUUUGUCAUGAUA
This is a messenger RNA of Seriola aureovittata, 3549 nucleotides long. RefSeq names its product septin 10 (gene septin10). Gene Ontology annotation, molecular function: GTPase activity; GTP binding; molecular adaptor activity. The record is from RefSeq and is a predicted model, not a curated record. NCBI's taxonomy places the organism in Eukaryota, Metazoa, Chordata, Actinopteri, Carangiformes, Carangidae. Gene Ontology annotation, biological process: cytoskeleton-dependent cytokinesis. The coding region runs from base 114 to 1397 and encodes 427 amino acids. Gene Ontology annotation, cellular component: septin complex; septin ring; cell division site. The transcript has 10 exons.